This is a messenger RNA of Trichoderma aggressivum f. europaeum, 1824 nucleotides long. RefSeq lists its product as uncharacterized. The record is from RefSeq and is a predicted model, not a curated record. Gene Ontology annotation, molecular function: nucleic acid binding. NCBI's taxonomy places the organism in Eukaryota, Fungi, Ascomycota, Sordariomycetes, Hypocreales, Hypocreaceae. The transcript has a single exon. The coding region runs from base 1 to 1824 and encodes 607 amino acids.
AUGGCCGACUGGUCGCAGCUCAAAGUCGUCGACCUCAGAGCAGAGCUCAAGAGUCGCGGUCUGCCCUAUGCCGGCCUCAAGGCAGAGCUAGUUGCGCGACUCGAGGCUGCCGACAAAGAGGCCGAGCAGGGGGAAGGCGAGAACCCACCUGAAGAGCCCAAUGAACCGGUAGCUGUCGAAGAGGACAAUGUCGAGAAAGACAAUGUCGAGGCCGCACAGCCUUCUCCCGCGAGGGACCCUACUCCAGCGGUCGAGCAAACGGCCGAUCACGCCCAGGAAGCCAAGCCUGCGCAGCCAACCGAGGAGCGCAUUGCGUCUCCAGUUCCUGUUCCAGCUCCAGCUCCAGCUGAACCUGAGUCUGAGCCAGCUGAGCCAAUUGCUGAGAACCCUUCUGAAGCUCUAGAGGGCGAUGCUGGCCAGGCUCGUGAGGCGGCUGUUGACAGUCACCCGCCAGCUGGCAACGAAAAAGAACAGCCCCUUGAGAGAACUGCUUCUCCCGCGCCCAAAGAACCCACACAAGAACCCACGCAGGAGCCCUCACAGGUUCCCACUGCAGAGGCUUCCAUUGAACCAACGCCGGAAGCCCAGAAACGCAAGCGACGUUCUCACAGCCCACUUCCCACCGAAGAAGAGAUUGCACAAAAACGUGCACGCGUCGAUAACAUCACGCACGAGGAUAAUGCCCCCGUCGCAGAAAAACCGAACGAGGCGGAUAUUGCCAUGACAACUGCUUCGCACGAAGAACAGCCCUCUGCUAUGGAAGACGUUCAGCCCGUCGAGACGGAGAGGAGCGUGGAGCCGGCGAUGCACUACCCUACUACUGCAAUCUACAUCAGCAAUCUGAUGCGCCCAUUGCGCCCCGAUGAUCUCCAGAACCAUCUCGUCAGCCUUGCUGCCACGAAUGAUUCCGACACCGCAAAGGACCCCAUUCUCAGAUUUUACCUGGAUCAGAUCCGUACUCAUGCCUUUGUCACCUUUGACUCGGCGGCCACCGCCCUACGAGUUCGCACAGCACUGCACGACACCGUCUGGCCGAAUGAGAGCAACCGCAAGGCGUUGUCAGUAGACUUUGUUCCCUCCGAAAAAGUCGAUGAAUGGAUCGAGAUGGAAGAGGCUGGCGGUAGACGUUCGUCGAUUCGUUGGCAGGUGGCUUAUACCGAUGGACCUGAUGUCCAAGCUUCAUUGGUGGAGUCUGCAUUUGCGUCGAGAGCAGGACAGCCGGAACCGCCCGCUGCUGCUAGACCACCGCUGCCGCUUGGAAGUUCCAAUGCUAUGCCCAUUGGACCUCGGGCGCAGCGUGGCCGCGACCAGUAUCGUGAGGAUGAGGGCGAGGGCGAUCGCUCUCGAGGAAGAGAUGCUGAAGGUGACCGCAGCCGACAGUGGGAUUCCGAGACCAUGCGCCCGCCGCCUACCGGACCACGAGGCAGACGAGCAGGUCCGCGAUCUACUGUUAGCUCUCUGGACCAUGUUGUUGAAAGGACCAAGGCUCGUCCUCAUAUUCCAUUCCAGGCCGUAGCAGAGAGUGUCGCCCGCCGCCGUCUAGACAACAUUUCGGUCUACAGCAAUGAAGACCCGAGUCCUCACUUCAACUCCAACCGCUACUCCUUUGAAGGCGGCGACAACUUUGUGGAUCGCGGCAGGGAGAUUUUCGAAGGCAUUCGACCUCCUCAUCGUGAAGCUGAACGCCGUGGCGGACGCGGAAGCGGGCCUCGGCAGCGAAGAGGAACGCCGCCUUUCCGGUCUCGAGGCGACCGAUAUGUCCCCAGCGGACCAGGCCCCAGCCGACGCACCGGUGGUGGGUAUCCUACGGGUAACUGGGACUAG